UUUUGGCGGAAUAAGAUGAGACAAUGUCAUUCUCGAUGGAAUGCUUUGUAAUUUAUGGGUUGGUUAUUGGAUUUUGUGUGGAGGGCGUUACGGCGUUCGAGAAUAUGAACCCUAUAUUCUUCGACGAAGGGCUCUCUCAUCUGUUCGGCGACGGCAACCUAAUCCGGUCUCCCGACGACCGGAGCGUCCGUCUCCUCCUCGAUAAAUACACCGGAUCAGGAUUUAUCUCGUCGGACAUGUACCAACAUGGGUUUUUCAGCUCGCUGAUAAAGUUGCCCGGAGCUUACACCGCCGGUAUUGUCGUCGCUUUCUACACAUCGAACGGGGACGUGUUUGUGAAGAACCAUGACGAACUAGACAUCGAGUUUCUCGGGAACAUACAAGGGAAGCCGUGGAGAUUUCAGACAAACAUGUACGGAAACGGGAGCACGAACCGCGGCAGAGAAGAAAGGUACCGCCUUUGGUUCGACCCAUCAAAAGAAUUUCACAGAUACAGCAUUCUAUGGAACCCCCGCAAAAUCAUAUUUUGGGUGGACGACGUACCGAUAAGAGAGAUCAUAAGAAAAGAAGAGAUGGGAGGAGACUAUCCACAAAAGCCGAUGUCGCUUUACGCCACCAUAUGGGAUGCUUCGAGCUGGGCCACCAAUGGCGGAAAGUUCUCCGUCGACUACUCCUUCUCUCCCUUCGUCUCCGAGUUCAAAGACGUCGUCCUCGACGGCUGCCACGUGUCCGACCCGAACAGAAACAGCAGCAACUGCUCUUUGUCCGAAGACGCUUUCCUUCUGACCAGCGAUUACGCCCGCAUUACGUCCAGACAGCGUGCGGAGAUGCGGAGAUUCAGGGAAAGGUUCAUGUACUAUUCCUACUGUUACGACAGCGUUAGGUACGCCGUUCCACCGCCGGAAUGCGUCGUCGUGCCGUCGGAGAAAGACCACCCCAAGGAUCAUAGAUCGCGGCGGCGCCGUCGCCGGAAUCGGCCGAUGACGGUGGUGUCGGCUGAUCAGUAGUGUAUGUUUUUUUUCACUUGUAGAUCGAUGUAGAAGUUUUUUCUGUU
Messenger RNA from Tarenaya hassleriana, 1054 nucleotides. RefSeq names its product probable xyloglucan endotransglucosylase/hydrolase protein 29. Gene Ontology annotation, biological process: xyloglucan metabolic process; cell wall biogenesis. The record is from RefSeq and is a predicted model, not a curated record. Bases 24 to 1007 code for a protein of 327 amino acids. NCBI's taxonomy places the organism in Eukaryota, Viridiplantae, Streptophyta, Magnoliopsida, Brassicales, Cleomaceae. The transcript has 5 exons. Gene Ontology annotation, cellular component: cell wall; apoplast. Gene Ontology annotation, molecular function: xyloglucan:xyloglucosyl transferase activity; hydrolase activity, hydrolyzing O-glycosyl compounds.